Microthlaspi erraticum is the source of this 357-nucleotide messenger RNA. The record is from the annotation of a GenBank genome assembly. NCBI's taxonomy places the organism in Eukaryota, Viridiplantae, Streptophyta, Magnoliopsida, Brassicales, Brassicaceae.
AUGUUAGAGAAUUAUCCCGAACUCUUUAAGGACAAGAGCGGACUUACGGGAAAUGGAUUGAAUUCGGGGAUGAAUUCUUCUAAAGCGGGGGAGAGUUGUGACAUCCCGGGCCCAGGAGAAUUGGAAAAGGCCCAUUGGCCCACUAAAGCCCAUCAGAGUCCAACCCUAGCUGCACCUCCUUCUUCCCCUCACGAUAAAAACCUGCGCGAGAGAGAAGAGCAGCCACACGCUCAUGCUAAGGAGAACCGCUGUCCGAUUCUCGAGAGCUCCGCCGCCGUCACUGCUGCUCACUCCGACACCGCCGCAUGUGAUUCCGGUCCAUCUCGUGACGAUCCGUCAUUGUUCUGUGAGAAGUAG